This is a messenger RNA of Haliotis rufescens (red abalone), 4316 nucleotides long. Its product is annotated as N-acetylated-alpha-linked acidic dipeptidase 2-like. The record is from RefSeq and is a predicted model, not a curated record. The transcript is spliced from 19 exons. Lineage: Eukaryota; Metazoa; Mollusca; Gastropoda; Lepetellida; Haliotidae. Gene Ontology annotation, molecular function: carboxypeptidase activity. Bases 419 to 2758 code for a protein of 779 amino acids.
AACACGUAACCAACACGAAACACACAGGCUACAACCGUAAUCUUGAAGGUAAAAGGAUCAAUAGAUUCUAGACAGAAAACAUUAAUUGAAUGUGUCAUGUACAUUUGGGCUGUUGAGACAACCAAUACUACGAGAUCAAAAUAGUCAAGCAGUCCAUAUCCGACACUGUGUGUUUUGAAAUGGUCCCCCUACAGACGAGUAGGUCAUGAGGCGGAUGAAGCGUUAAGACAGACAGGCAAUGUCAUGGGGAGAUGAGGUUAGGCUGCUCAAGUCUCAGUGCGCCGUGGGCGUGACAGGUGCAAGAGCAAGACGACCAUCUAUGUGUACUCCUCCAAACACAUGAUCAGCAAGUCCUAUUCGUCAGCCAUUCUUCAAAGAAAGGACUUAUUGUAUUCAUUGGUUCAGUACACACACCAACAUGCCAAAAUUUGACAUGAUGGACGGUUCUAAUGCAGGCAAAUACCAUUCUAACAGAAAACGCAACCUAAUCCUCGGUGGACUAUGUGCUGUUUUGGUCGGAUUGUGUGUUGGUAUUCUCAUUGGUCGUUAUGGAAUAUGUCCUGGCCAAUCAGACCCCGAGUCCACACCUGAGAAAGAUGGAGUCUUCCUUCCCGGUAUCCCAGAAGCAAUCAUCAAAGAUGGCGACCCGGAAAUUGGCAAACAACUCAUAGAUGCAGUGGAUAACACGAAAAUUGAGGAAUACCUAAGACUUCUAACUCUGAAGCCACACGUCGCAGGGUCUCAAAAUAACCUUGACCUUGGUAACUGGAUCAAGGAUAAAUGGAUGGAAUGGGGGUUUGAUGACGUCAAGCUAACGCCGUAUGACGUCCUUCUGUCCUUCCCCGACGCCAACAACCCCAACGUGGUGCGCGUCCUGAACGAAACCGGGGGGAUUGUGUACGAGUCGCCUUUGAAGGAAGCUAACCUGACUGGCGAGGAUGACCCUGAUGCGCUGCCGCCGUACAACGCUUACUCCCCUGCAGGCUUAGUGAAGGGUGACAUGGUGUUUGUAAACUACGGGCGAGUGGAGGACUAUGAUUGGCUGGAGAAGAACGCCAGCAUGAACGUCACGGGGAAGAUCGUAAUCGUCAGAUACGGGAAGAUCUUCAGGGGAAGUAAGGUUCAGAUAGCUGCGGACCACGGCGCGACUGGUGUCAUCAUCUUCUCAGACCCAGCUGACUACACGUGGAAGGGCGACCCACGUGUCUACCCGGAAACAUGGUGGCUGCCAGGGUCAGGGUCACAAAGGGGGACAAUCUUCCUUGGAGAUGGCGACCCGCUAACACCAGACUAUCCAGCAAUCAAAACUGCAUAUCGGUAUCCUGAGAAUGCUUCUGAAGUUGUACUCCCUGAAAUACCAGCACAUCCUAUCGGAUAUGACAUUGCCGAAAAAAUACUCAGAGAGAUGGGCGGAGAGGAGGCCCCGCUUGACUGGAGAGGGGGUCUCAACAUCACCUAUAGACUGGGGCCAGCUCUGGAGAAGACAGGGUGGAAAAUCCAAAUGAACAUUUCAACAAGAAAUCAAAUAAAGACUGCAUACAACGUGAUCGGCGUUAUACGAGGGCAAAUCGAACCCGAUCGUUAUGUAUUGAUGGGGAACCACAGAGACGCCUGGGUGUACGGGGCUAUUGACCCGUCCAGUGGGACAGCCGUCAUGAUGGAGACAGCCAGGGUCACCGGGCAGUUGGUCAAGAGUGGCAAGUGGCGCCCCCGUCGGUCCAUCAUGUUCUGCAGCUGGGGGGCAGAGGAAUACGGACUUCUGGGGUCCACUGAGUGGGUGGAGCAAUACCGGAAAAACCUAAGGGAAAGAGCGGUCGCCUAUCUCAACGUAGACAUUUCAAUGCAAGGGAACGACACGAUCCGUGCCCUGGGAACGCCGCUCCUGUACCGUGCUACGUAUGAGGCGGCAAAGAAGGUCCCAAACCCUAACCCUGCCGAGAGGGCAGCUGGGAGGACGACGGCCUACGACACCUGGCUGCACACCUACCCCUGGAAGGAUGAAGACGGCAACUCCAGGAACAUACCUGUGAUAGGCUCUCUCGGCUCCGGCAGCGACUACGCCCCACUGCUACACAAGGCGGGCGUGACGGCUGUAGACUUCAGAUACACCUACGACACUAACAAAUACAAGGUGGCGUCCUACCCGCUCUACCAUUCUGUGUACGAGACGUUCUAUGCAGUCAAAAACAUUAUUGACAAGGAAUUUGAAUAUCAUCGCGCUAUCUCCCGGAUGGCUGCAGAGCUUGCACGUUCUCUGGCCGACUCCCUCAUCAUUCCCUUCAACGUCAGCGACUACAGCUGGGCCCUCGAAACCUACAGGAAAGCUCUCGACAAGGACUACGGCGACACGCUGAAAACGAAACUACCUAAUUAUGAUGAUCUUCGGGAGGUCAUCGCGAACUUCAGUACGGAGGUGGAGGCCUUCAACGACAGAGUGGCCAAGAUGAACAGGAAUGAUCCUAUGGCCAUCCGGGCUGUGAAUGAUCAACUGUCGCUACUCGAGAAGGCGUUCCUGGACAAUGAGGGUCUGCCAGAUAGAUCACAGAAAAAGCACCUCCUUCUGGCUGAGAGCAGCACAGAUUCCUACGCCAGUAGUAGUUUCCCUGGCCUGGUUGACCUGCUGUUUGAGAUAGAGAAGGCCCCGGAUGUUGAUGCACGCUGGGAACGUGUCAAGAGACAUUUCUCCGUCAUUCUGUUCACCAUCGACUCGGCGUCGUCAACAUUACGGGAUGUCAUACGAUUCAUUCCAGAAAAUUAAUAAUUAUAAUCAAGUCAUUUUAUUUUCAGUUUUAUUACUCGUUUCCAAUAUGUGGACUAUAUAGUAGUAUUUAAGAAAUAAACGACGAGUGGGAGAUGUUUAUCGUAAAUAAAAUACUGCAGGGAGAAUAUUCUUAUUGUACGAUAAACAUCUCCCACUCGUUGUUUAUUUCUUAUAUGAGAUAACAACACCAUGUACAGCCUCUUUAAGGAUGUUGAUAAAAUGUGCAACCUUUAAAAAUAGUAUCUUUAAUUUUAAUAAUGAUGACUCCCUGAAUAGAAUCUGACCUCGUCAAUGUCGGAGAAGUCCGUCUUAUUAACGUGCUACCAAUUGAUAAAAUAUGAAAUUGUAUAGAACCUUGUAUCAUCGAUGCAUUUCAAGUUCAAAAGGGGCGGUCGGGUAGCCUAGUGGUUAAAGCGUUCGCUCGUCACGCCGAAGACCCGGGUUCGAUUCCCGACAUGGGUACAAUGUGUGAAGCCCAUUUCUGGUGUCCCCCGCCGUGAUAUUGCUGGAAUAUUGCUAAAAGCGGCGUAAAACCAUACUCACUCACUCAAGUUCAAAAGGGGAAGGAACUUGGCACGUGCGCAUCAGUCGCGGAGAACACAUAUGUCACGUUCAUCGUGCAAAGGCAGCACAUACAAUAUAAAUAAGUAAUACAAGUUUUUCCUCUAAAAGUAUUGUGUAAAAGUAAAGGAAUGUGGUUGUUUUUUUAAGUUUGAGAACUUACUCUUAAAAGUCGGCACGUGAUAAAAAUCACAUCUCCCCGACGGUGCUCGGCGAUUCUCAUUCACGAACAGGCAGUUGCGUGUAUGUUCUCCUUAAGGCUUUCUUUUAUAAUUCAACCAACUCCCUUAACAACACCGUGUCUCAAGAUUACACAUAAAGGUCAGCAUUUAUUAUAUACAUAUGAAUGAAAUACUGGAAUUUAUCAGUGACGAUAGAUCAAGUUAUCAGUCACUAGUGACUUAUAUAAAAAAAGUAAUAUCAGUCACUAGUGACUGAUAUAAACAAGGUGCCGGAACAACUUUCUCCUGAAUCAAAACAUUAAAGAGUUAUCCCCCUUUGUUUACGUCAGAUGCCGACUGUACUCAGUCUCAACCGCAGGUGCAUAACUUCUCUUCAACUGACCACAGGGACGUUUUGGCGAGUCUGAUAUCUGAAAAUAACAUCUAUGGCAACGUUAAUAACUUUCUUGCAUCGGACAUGCUUCGCCAGACAUUAGGCACAACUGGCGACAGCGAGACGUAUCGCCGAGGCGAGAAGCGCCCGCUUGAAUUUUCCGAGAAUUGAACUUUCCAAAUUCAAUUCAUGACAGCAAGCAACAAUGUUUCAGUUAAAAUGUUCGGGGUUCUAUAAAUGUGUUUAUGUCAACUUUCAUACUUAUCUGUGAGAAAAUUUGAUCAAUUUUGGCGGAAUUUGUAAGCCUGGAGAGCGCUCAGCUGAUCGUUCGACAUGGUCACAGUACUAAACAAUACACGUGAAUUUCAGUAUACCAUUGUUUGCAUGUAUUAUUUUGUUUAUGCAGUUUACGUAAAAUAAAAAUGUUUGUGAAAACGUG